Austrofundulus limnaeus is the source of this 231-nucleotide messenger RNA. RefSeq names its product CXADR Ig-like cell adhesion molecule. Gene Ontology annotation, cellular component: basolateral plasma membrane; intercalated disc; bicellular tight junction. The record is from RefSeq and is a predicted model, not a curated record. NCBI's taxonomy places the organism in Eukaryota, Metazoa, Chordata, Actinopteri, Cyprinodontiformes, Rivulidae. Gene Ontology annotation, biological process: homotypic cell-cell adhesion. Gene Ontology annotation, molecular function: cell adhesion molecule binding.
AUCAGUCACGUGACCUGCGGCUCUCUGUGCACCUGCACAGCCUCUGAGGAGGAGGCGGAGUGGAGUUUGGAUGCCUCGGUGGAUCAGAGUAGCUACAGCUCGCUUUUUUUUGCUCGAAAUCAGCACAACUUCUUCGACUGAAGUUUCUCGAAAGAACUGCUGGAAUAGCUUGAACUAAAAUGGAGCUUUCGCCGUCCCGAGUCUUCUUUACGGUGUUGAGUCUUUUUACAG